Molecule: messenger RNA, 1190 nt
Organism: Schizosaccharomyces octosporus yFS286
Lineage: Eukaryota; Fungi; Ascomycota; Schizosaccharomycetes; Schizosaccharomycetales; Schizosaccharomycetaceae
Product: anaphase-promoting complex subunit Apc10
Exons: 3
Coding region: 402-944 (180 amino acids)
Biological process (GO): protein K11-linked ubiquitination; anaphase-promoting complex-dependent catabolic process
Cellular component (GO): anaphase-promoting complex
Source: RefSeq, a predicted model, not a curated record
UUUUUUUGAUCAUAAUAUAAAGCAACAUCUAAGCAUUCAUUUAGCAAUUUAAUUUUUUAUUUAUAAUCUUUUUCUUUUUGUGGAAAGUAGAGAAUUCUUAUAGUUCCAAUUUUUGUGUAUUUAUGUUAAAGUAUGUAUAUGUUUUGUUUGUCUCUUCCUUGCCUCUUGUUUAUUCUAGCGAUCUUUGUCCAACUAAGGUUGGGUUAUCCUGUAAGUACAGAUCAUCAGAUCGAUUAAACAAGCAAGAACGACACACUCACAUUAGAAUAACUGAUUUGUUGACAUAAACCGCGACAGUAGUGAGUUUUAGUCCCUGGAAAAUACCUUACAACGAUUAUUGCGAUACCUCGUACUUGCAGAAGAGCGCCGUAACUAUACCCAAAUUGGAUAGCUGGAUUGAAAUGAAAAAGUCAAAAUCAGAAACCCAAAAGUUGACAGAUGGAUUAGUAGACAUUGGAAACCUAGCUCAAUGGACGUGUUCCAGCGAAAAAAGUGGCUUUCCUAUACGCUUGGUUCGGGAUGAUAAUGUAGAGACUUAUUGGCAAUCAGACGGAUCCCAACCACAUGACAUUCAUAUCAAGUUCGUGAAACGGGUUUCCGUAAAAUAUAUAAGUCUGUAUCUACAAUAUACCUUUGAUGAAUCCUAUACCCCGGACAGACUUCGUAUCUCGGCUGGUACAGGUUUCCACGAUUUAGAGCUCGUCACCACCGUUCAGCUGGAAGAACCGACUGGAUGGGUUCAUGUCCCAGUGGGUGAUUUUGGUCGGAAUGGUCUACUCGAUGCUAAUCUCAUUGAAGUUAAAAUCCUCGGAAAUCAUCAAAACGGUAAAGAUAGUCAUGUUCGCCUUAUGAAGGUUUAUGCCCCAGAAACGCACUUCAAUUUCUCCAUUGAUGAACUUCCAUAUACAAGCACCCAAUUCAAAAGCCGAAACCAGUUACGGUAAUUCUUUUCUUUGGUAUCUCCGGCUGGAAACGAAUUUUAUUUUUUAAUGAUUCAAAUCCAUGUGUUACGAGACUACGAUACGAGUAUUUGUAAGCCUAAUUUAAAGCUGAUACGCUUAAACUCUCAUUAAGAUAUUAGACUAGGUAAAUCUCUCUUUUAGUCCCCCCUUUUACAUUUUUGUGUGAUUGAGUAAAGACAUGUGUAUUUUUGUUCAUACUCAAUUAGUAAGUACUGAAAAGGAGAAUAU